Messenger RNA from Lucilia sericata (common green bottle fly), 946 nucleotides. RefSeq names its product actin-binding LIM protein 1-like. The annotation marks the transcript as partial. Gene Ontology annotation, molecular function: actin filament binding. Lineage: Eukaryota; Metazoa; Arthropoda; Insecta; Diptera; Calliphoridae. Gene Ontology annotation, biological process: lamellipodium assembly; cytoskeleton organization. The transcript has 3 exons. Gene Ontology annotation, cellular component: actin cytoskeleton. The record is from RefSeq and is a predicted model, not a curated record.
AUACAACAAUUAAAAUAUUUAUUCUCCCUUCCACCAAAAAAAAACAGGAUUUUUCAUAUGGAGGUCUUGGUGAUAAAACGCACAGUACAGAUUUAAGUUGUGGCAAAUCAGAAGCCUCAGUUGAUUCUAUAACCGAAGGUGAUAGACGCGCUUUAAUGGGUGGUGAUUUACCCGCCUCUAGCACAUAUUCGGGAGCUUUGUCUUAUCACUAUCCACAGGCUGGUUUAAUACGCCGCAGCUUGCCUAAUAUGGCCCAUUCGAUGUUGGUUCACGAGCCGGCUAAAAUUUAUCCUUAUCAUUUGCUUGUUAUCACAAACUAUCGUUUGCCUUCAGAUGUUGAUCGCUGCAAUUUAGAGCGCCAUUUAUCAGAUGUUGAAUUUGAACACAUUUUACAAUGUACCAGAGCCGAUUUCUACAGAUUCCCUCAAUGGCGACGAAAUGAAUUGAAACGACGUGUAAAACUAUUCUAAAUCAAAAGAAAUUGCUUAAAAAAACACAACACAACGCGUACACACAAUAUAAUUGAGAAAUAUUAAAAGGGUUUUUAGUUUUUUUGUAAGCCUAAAAGCAGUUUUGAAAGAAAAACUGUGAAAAUUGAUACCAAAACAAAUAUAUAUUUUUUCUAAAAACUAUUUAUUUUGCAAAAACUUCUAAAAAAAAAAGCAAAACAAAAACACGUUAAAUGUUAAAACAGCUUUAGUAAAAAAACCAACAACAACCAAAAAAUAAAAAAAAAAAAAAAAAAUAAAAAUCUAAAAUAUUUAAACACUACCAAUACACCACAAAACAAAAAAAAAAAAACAAAAUAAAUUUUAAUUAUAAAAGAAAUCCCUCACCCUAUAUACACCCUACUCUGAAAUCAUCACGUAUGCAGCUAGAGUUUUUAUUUAUAGAUAAAAAUUAAAAAAUUAAACACUUAAAUUGGCUUGUUUUUCCUCCAGAGAAA